Messenger RNA from Schizophyllum commune H4-8, 1641 nucleotides. RefSeq lists its product as uncharacterized. Gene Ontology annotation, cellular component: condensed chromosome; condensin complex. The record is from RefSeq and is a predicted model, not a curated record. Gene Ontology annotation, biological process: mitotic chromosome condensation. The transcript is spliced from 2 exons. NCBI's taxonomy places the organism in Eukaryota, Fungi, Basidiomycota, Agaricomycetes, Agaricales, Schizophyllaceae. Bases 183 to 1523 code for a protein of 446 amino acids.
ACCUAUCGAUUCUUGCUGCCCGACCGCACAACCAUCCAACCCUAGCCAGAGUCAGAGUCAGACCAGCGGAAGCACAAGGCCGAGACGUGAUGGGCAAACCGCGCGCGUACACGUGACCGCGUUUCCAGACGCGCUCAUCUAGCCCUGACACUUCCCUCUUUCUUCUCCCUUCGAACGCGACCAUGCCCGCGCCCCGCCCCUCAGACGGCAUGCCCGACAUCUACGACUCCAUGAAGUCCAUCUUCACCGACGCCCUCACCAACGAGCGCUCCCACACGCGCAACUCCGCCGCCCUCUUCGCCCUCCACUGCGCCGUCGUCUACCGCGGGGUCCAGAUGGAGUGCGGCGGGAAGCAGGGCGGGUACGAGUUCAUGGAGUGCUUUCUGUACUUCCUCGGCCAGUGCCUGCACAUGAAGGCAGCGCGUCCGGCCGACCUUGGCCUGCGCUUCGUCGCGGCGUAUAUCGAGUAUCUGAACGAUUCUGUGGGCCAGGACGGCCAUGAUCACCUCCAGUUCUACCCCCAGGAUCGCGGCGAGCCCGGUCCCUCCUCCUCGUCAACCCCCGGUCCCUCCUCCGGCCCACCUCCGCCCCCCACCCACGACCCCGCCCCCUGGUUCACCGGCCGCGUCCUCAAAGCCCUCCGGCACGCUCUCGCCGCGCCCACCCUAACCAUCCGCCGCCGCGCCAUCGACACUGUAUCCCGCACGUUCGGCACCCUUGGCGCGAUCGACGCGCGCGUGGUCGACAAGGUGAGGGCGGAGGUGCGCGAGCGGCUGACGGACAAGGAUCGGGCGGUGAGGGCGGGCGCGGCGAGGUCGUUGUGCAGGCAUAUGGGAGCGACGAUGGUUGGUGGGCAUGUGGCGGCGGAGGGCGACCGCUCGAAUGCUGGGGACGAGGGGCGGUUGAUCGACGCCGAGGACGAGGUCCUUCUGAUCGAGGCGAUGACCUGCGAUCCUGCGAUCGACGUGCGGCUCGCCAUCGUGUCCUACAUCCCCAUCACGGAGAACACGGUCCCCCACCUUCUUCUGCGCUCUCGGGACGACGAGCGCGACGAGAAGUCUGCGAGAAAGGUCGCGCAGGUGGAUGCGAGGGUGCGCGCGGCCAUGUAUCGGAGGUUGAGGGAGAAUAUCGCCGUGGAGGGUGCACGGCGGGACGGCGCCGCGGGGGAUGCACGACCGAACGCCGCCGCGGAGGGUGCACGACCGAACGCCGCCGCGGAGGGUGCACGACCGAACGGCGCGAUCGUCGAGAAGCUCAACGACACGGUCAUCGACAGGCUCCUCGCCUACGGGCUCGACGAUCGCAGUGAGGACGUGCGAAGGGAGGUGGGAAGCUCGUCGCGUGCUCACGCGUCUCGGUCUCUCGUCGAGCAAGUCGUACCUGCGCGUCGUAAAGGCGUUCCUCGUCGCGCGUCGUGGAAGUGUUCCUCGUCGUGCGUCGUAGAGGCAUUCCUCGUCGCGCGUCGUAAAGGACUUCCUCUCCGCGCGGCCGAGGGUGUGCAGGGGGCUGGAUCUAAGUGGUGAGUCGCCUUUGCUUCUUUUCUCGUCUCCGCGCCCCCUUCCUCCCCCCUUCGCUUUGAUUCAACCCGUACACCUCGCGCGAUACCAAGACGAGGACUGCGACCCGAAGGCGAUGGCGAGA